CACACAGUGCGAAACAUUUUGCGAAAAAAUUAGACCAAAAAGUUAUAUUGAUUGGAAAAUUGAGCAGCUUAAGCUAACUGGUGUAGCCCCUUAACAAGUGGCAAGGCAUGCUUUAAUCCCCGCCAGCUCAAACCCGGCUGUGGUGGCUUUGUAAGGCUAGCAAAACCAUUGCAAGUGGAGCUGUCGUGGUCUUAUUUGCCUACUUUUUUUCCCACCUCCUCCAACUCUGUCGCUGUGUGGGCCAUCAGCAGCAGCAGCAACAGCAACAGCAGCAGUUUAACAACAACGAGAGAGGAGAGACUUCGUCACGAAGGGGACAAGGGGCCGCAAGACCACCGACAGUCUGUUUGGUUUAGGCGUGGAAAUAAACAAAUAGAUCACAGGCACAGAGUUCCAAGGAACGGAACGGGGCGUGGCUAGCUUAACACUCGGCUUGGCAACAACAGCAGCAGCAAGAGCAAGAGCAACAAGUAGGCGGCAUGGACGUAACGCUUACCGAGCCCGAGACACGUUUCUACAGUGAACUCUUUCAUUGCUGCGAUGUAGAAAAGACAGGCAUGGUGCCAAUGCUCAAGGCAACGGAGCUCUUUCGAUCGUCGGACAUUGCCAGCGCAAAGCUGAUUGAGAUCACCGGACUGGCAGGGAUUCCCUCGACAGCGUUGCACAUCUCACGCGCCCAGUUCUAUUCAUGCCUCAAGUUGAUUGCCGCCCACCAGGCAGCGAUGCCGCUGCGUCAGGAGCUGAUAUUCGCCACGUGCCCAUUGCCAAUGCCACAUUUUAGCUGGAAGGAGUUGUCAGCAGCGUCAGUGGCCACAGAGAACGGACUGGGGGCCCUGCCACCGCCACCGCCCACAGAUCGGCGGAACUCGUUGCGUCGCAACUCGCAGCAGGAUCAGCUGCAGGACACCUCGGAUGUGCCCAGCACCGACUCAGAGGUGGAGCAGAACGAGUCCAUUGAAGAGGCGGCGGGGCAGCGCACAGAUGGCAGUGGCGUUGUCAGCAGCAGCAGUCGAGAGAAUGUCGGGCGUCGACGUGGCGGCUCUCCAGAGGCCUGGAGCACGAACAGCGAUAGCCCCACGCCCACCAAUAGCGUGGCGGAGCGACCCUGGGCUCAGGAUCCCCUCUGGCAAGGGCUCCUGGGCGACGAGCACCGCCAGCUGCUGGGCACAGAGGAGGAAUCCUCCGAUCGCCACAGCAGCGAUGACGAUGACAACGAGAACGAGCUGGUGGCCGUCUAUCAGAUCACCCCAGAGCAAAGGGAAUACUACAAUAAGCAGUUCAAAACAGUCCAACGUGAUCCCCAUGGCCUGCUCUCCGGCCAGGCAGCGCGGGUUUUCUUUGAGAAAAGCCGCAUACCCGUGGAGGAGCUGCGUCACAUUUGGCAGCUGUGCGACGUGACACGCGAUGGGGCGUUGAGUCUCUCUGAAUUCACGGCUGCCAUGCAUCUGGUGGUGCUGCGACGCAACAAUAUACCGCUGCCCACCAGCCUGCCCCACUGUCUGCAUCCGAAUGUGCUGCAGACGAAGGCGGUUGGGGGCAGCGGUGGAGUGACCUCCUCCUCGUCGUCGUCGUUACCUCAAGAGCCCCCCGAGGCUGAUCUCCUGCAUUUGAACGACGACGACGAGGACGAGCAGACGGACAAUACAAUCAUUGCUGGUAAUCUCAGCGGAGGCAGCUCGGCAGGCACCAGCAAACCGCGUCCCACUGUGCCGCCGAACGACAAGAAUAUCAUGAAUCUGAGCACCAUCUCCACCUCGUCCCAGGCCAGCAACAGUUCGAGACGCGAGGCGACACCCACCACAACGUCGCUGAAUAAGAAUCGUAGCAUUUCGAAUUCCCCCAAUCACGAAAGGAUCGUAGGCGGUACAGUGUCGUCAACGGGAAAUGCUCCCGAUUCGAGUAAUGCCUCCAAUCAGUGGACAAAGUUCAGUGAAUCUCCCACAACGAGUGCGGCACCAGCUCAAUCCACGACUGGAGCUGCUGCUUCGACUUCGGCUACGGCUGCUGGUGCGGUUGCUGGUACUGCUGUUGCUGGUGCUGCUGCUGCGGCUGUUCCAGCCGUCUCUAGUCCCGGCCUCAAGCCAGCUCUGUUUGAUAUGAAACGUACUGCACAGGAUGUGGUCUCCAAUCCGCAAAUAUUGCAUCCCGUGCCUCUGCGUGUGACUCCCAUAGGCAAUGCCAUAGCCUCUUCCUCCGGCGAGCAGUCGUCCGAUAUGGAUGGGGUCGUUGUAUUGCGCGAGGAGAGUCCGAAGACCAUAACAUCGACCACCACAGUCAACAAUCAAUCAACAGCAGGAGCAGCAGUAGCAACAGCAGUCACAGCUACAGCAGCGACAGGAGCCACUGCCACACAUCGUGAGAGCAGUGAUCUGCGUGCCAUUCAGCGUCCCCAGGCCAAGAAGCUGCCGGCCAAGAACAGUGUGCUGCCACCGCCACCACAACGCGAGCCGAGCAUUGGUUCCACUGGCCCUAGCGAGACCUCGGAUCCGCUGCCCACGACAGUUUUUCCCACGACAGUCGCCGUGUCCAAGAAGGAGCCGCCGCCAUUGCCUCCACCAAGGCCACAUCGUCAUGCGAGAAGCAGCAGUUUGGACUUGAACAAGUUCAAAAUGGGCACAACGGGCGGUGCACAGCAGGCGGAGAUUACUGCGCAAGCCAGCUUCGAUAUGCAAACCUCAGCGGGUUUUGCCGAUUUCACGCACUUUGCCGACGAAGGUGGCGCCGCGAAUGUUCUGGAGAGUGGAACUGUGGCCGAGCAGCAGCUGCACUCGCUGCCGCCGGCCCAGCCACCGCCUGGCGGUGUGCCUCCGACACGGAUUACACUGCAGCAGACCCAAACGCAGCAGCGGGUAUCAGCCUUUGAGGUCUAUCGCAAGCCGCAGACGCCACGGAACUCACAAUCGCCGCCACAACAGCCGCCGCCACCGGCCCCGGCCCUGGUCGGGAGCGGAGUUGUCUCUCAACUGCCAAGCGCCGAAACCUUUGAGAAGCGAGUGACGGCCAUAAGUGACAGCCUGCGUCACGUGUCCUUUAAGCAGAACCAGACGAGCACCACCGAGCUGCUGCAGCGACUGCGCGAACAGAACAGCUCCCUGCUGCACCUGUGCAAUGAUCUCAGCGACGAGCUGCUGAGCGUCCAGACGCGCAAGGAGGAGAUGCGCCUCAGGCUGGAGAGCCUGAAUGGUGGUUCCGAGGGUCCCACUGGGCGAACAAGCUCGUCGAUAUCUUCGGCUCCGGUUACGGCGAGUGUCACCGGGGGAUCCUCUGGGUCAGCCGGUUACACAAAUGUCUAAACAGCGUCAGAUAAUCAUUAUUUUCAUUAUCAUUUGUCACACUUUUAUGUGUUGAUUCUGCACAAUUUAUUUAUCGCGCGGUAUCGCCCACUGACAUUCAAUCAUUUCUAUUCAAAAAGGUUCUCUUUUCGCUUUUGCAACAAAUCUAGAAAGCUGUGCAAACAGACGGCAUGAAUGCUGGAAUGUUUGCACAGUUUCGUUGACGAUGGAUGGCCAGUGGAAUGGAUGGAUGGAUGGAGGAGUAGAAAGUACUCCCAAGUUUGUGUGCUGCUACAUAGAAGUCGCUAAUUUAAUUUGUAGGCUAGUUAAAUCUCAACAAAUCAUGCGAAAAUCAACAAAAACAAUAAUGCCGCCUCUAUA
Molecule: messenger RNA, 3653 nt
Organism: Drosophila persimilis
Lineage: Eukaryota; Metazoa; Arthropoda; Insecta; Diptera; Drosophilidae
Gene: Reps
Product: ralBP1-associated Eps domain-containing protein 1
Exons: 7
Coding region: 480-3293 (937 amino acids)
Biological process (GO): endocytosis; endosomal transport
Cellular component (GO): plasma membrane; cytoplasm
Molecular function (GO): protein binding; calcium ion binding
Source: RefSeq, a predicted model, not a curated record